Molecule: messenger RNA, 5908 nt
Organism: Fundulus heteroclitus (mummichog)
Lineage: Eukaryota; Metazoa; Chordata; Actinopteri; Cyprinodontiformes; Fundulidae
Gene: larp1b
Product: La ribonucleoprotein 1B
Exons: 20
Coding region: 352-3792 (1146 amino acids)
Biological process (GO): positive regulation of translation; mRNA stabilization
Cellular component (GO): cytoplasmic stress granule; cytosol
Molecular function (GO): RNA cap binding
Source: RefSeq, a predicted model, not a curated record
GCAGAGUCAGUGUUUACAGGAUUAGGAGCGCUGGCUGCACGAGCUGGCUGCUGUAGCGUGGAGGUGAAAUUAGAGACACUGAGAGGAGGUCGCUGUAGUAGGCUUUUUUUUUCUCUAAAGUUAUUAAAAGUCCUCAAGAACCAAACAAGGGCUUGUCGCGUUUAUGGAAGCUAACAACACACCCGGAGAAAACUGUUAAGUGAUAUGAAACUGUUCAAUAUCGCGGGAAAAGGCUUCUGACUCGGGCUCGCUGGCUUCUGCACGGUGCCUGGCUAGCUAACAGUUAGCUGCAGGAGCUUCUUGGCUAGCGGGCUAGCGAGGUCCAGCCCCAAAUCUGUUUACCUCGAGUGGAUGUGGUCACCCCCGAGCGGCUCCCGACUGUUCUCUGUGCAAAGAAAACAAGAACCAAGACUCCACACUGGCUGCAACACCGCACGCUGUCAGGAAAGCAGCAGGAUGUCCACCGAGGUUGAGUGUAGCCAGGUCGACUCGGGUUUGACAGCGAGCAGCUCCGGCGGGGUGCAGGACAACAACCAAAACAACUCGGAGGGGGCUCACCUGCACAAAGAACAAGAGGAUCAGGCACAGAGGGGCUCGGAGAAGCAGCACGCCGACGGCCACAAACCCGAGGCGACCAAGGGCCAAGCGGACACGCACAAGAAAAGCAGAGAGAACGAUAAAGAAAACGAACGGAGCGGUAACGCUGACUCGGCUGUUGAGGCGGUGAAGAAGAAAGUUGUUGAAGCCCCUCCGCCGAAAGUCAACCCGUGGACAAAGAGGACCACGGGCCGGGUACCGGUCGGCAACAUCAACUCCAGCCCCCAAGAGACAGAUCAGCAAAACGCUUUGAAGGUUGUUCGAGCCAGCAAGCCCAGAACGAGAAAAUCCAGCAAGUCCAGUGACUUCAGCGAUAUCACAAACUGGCCCACACCCGGAGAACUCGCUAAAGAGCAACAGCAAAAUGUCCUGGGCAACAAUGGAAAGAAGCCCUCCUCUCACAGAGAACGGGACAAGAGGAGAGAGCGACCCGACAGAAAAUCAGAGAGCAGCCAUGAUGGAGGUGAGAGCAAGGAGAACAAGGAGGCUCACCUGGAUCCAAUGGAAGAAGCCUCUAAAGAAGGAGAAUCGAAAUCAGGACAGGAUUCAAAGAACAGCAGCCUGAAGAAGAGGGGAGGUGAGGGUAACAAACGUAAGUGGGUUUCUCUGCCGCUGGAGGAAGUGUCCCUGGACGGUGCAGAGAAGACAUGCGGUGGGCGCCCAGCUCAGUCGGACACGGAGCCCAUCAGCGACGCGUCUGAUCCCACGUCGCCCAAUCAAAUGGUUCAUGAUAACAGAGCACGUUAUGACAGCCGGAGUUGGAGAUCCGAGCCACGGGACCACGGAGACGAUACUGGUAGCAUUCGGAGUGACGGUGGCACUGGUCGGGGAGGACUGCGAGGCAGGGGGAAAGGCCGCGGACGUGGCAGAGGUCGCGGACGAGGUCGGUAUGAAUACUCUCUGAAUUACAGAGACACUCGCACAUCCGACGGCUCGGCUCAGGCCCCUACAGAGUUCGGUACCAACAUGGUUUACUACUACGAUGACGGCAAUAAGGUCCAAAUGUAUACAGUGGAUGAAAAGCUUCUUAAAGAAUACAUCAAACGGCAAAUUGAAUACUACUUCAGCAUCCACAACCUGGAGCGGGAUUUCUUCUUGAGGAGAAAAAUGGACGCACAGGGCUUCCUUCCCAUUUCUCUCAUCGCCAGCUUCCACCGAGUGCAGGCUCUUACCACUGAUGUCAACCUCAUUAUGGAGGCUCUGAAAAGCAGCACAGAAGUGGAGCUGGUGGAUGACAAGAUACGCUGUAAAAUCGAGCCUGAUCGAUGGCCCAUCCCCGCCCUUCCCAUCGUGGGUUCCCCUCGCACCGACUUCUCCCAGCUCAUCAACUGCCCCGAAUUUGUUCCUCGACAGAACCUUAACGCAAUCAAUGCUGCUACGCCGCCUGCGAAGGAGCCUCAGCUUGACUCGGCACAGCUCCCGGCAUCAGCUGAACCCGGCUCCUGCAAACAGGACUCUAACCCAGCCGCAGACAACUCCAAAGAUGCCCCCUCGCCUGCCCCCAAGCCCGACCCCGAGGCCUGGAUCCAGGUGGAGAAACGCCACCGUCAGACCUCUGGAAAAUCAAAGCACGACUGUGAUGAUGUGUGUGCUGCUGGCCCCUCUCCUCCCUCAGAGCUCCAACCUGACCUCCUCUCUUCUGCAGGAGAAUCCAAGGCAACUCCUCUGAGCAUCCAGCCUCCUCCCCAGGCUGAGCCUGACCAGGAGGAGCUGGACUUCAUGUUCGAUGAGGAAAUGGAGCAAAUGGCGCCCAGGAAGAACAAAUUCACUGACUGGUCAGACGAGGAUGACUCUGACUACGAGCUGGAUGACCAAGAUGUCAACAAGAUCCUUAUUGUCACCCAGACUCCUCCCUACCUUCGCAAGCACCCUAGUGGCGAUCGUACCGGCAACCAUGAGUCCCGAGCCAAGCUCACAGCUGAUCUGGCCAAAGCCAUCAACGACGGGCUGUACUACUACGAACAAGACCUGUGGAAGGGAGAGGAGCAGAUCGAGUGUAGCAAGCAGGAUGUGGAGAACUUCAAGAAGCUGAACGUCAUCAGUAAAGAUGAGUUUGACACCCUCACUCCGAAAGUGCCUGUCGAGCCGAACCAGGAAGUCCCACCUCCUCCCAUGCCAGUGGACAGCGGAGCAGAACUGGCUUGCUCUCUCCCUACAACAAUCCCCGAGUCCCCCAGCACUUCUCAACCUCGGACCCCCAGAACUCCUCGCACGCCUGGACGCCAGGACCCCAACAAGACUCCACGCUUCUACCCAGUUAUGAAGGAGAGUGGCACCAUUGAUGGACAGAUGCCAAGAAAGAAGAAGACCCGCCACAGUUCAAACCCCCCUCAGGAGGCCCACAUUGGUUGGGUGAUGGACUCCCGUGAGCACCGACCGCGCUCCGCAUCCAUCAGCAGCUCCAACGCUUCUCCGUCAGAAGGAGCUCCGCUGACAGGAAGCUACGGCUGCACUCCCCAGUCUCUACCUAAGUUCUGGCAUCCAUCCCAUGAGCUGCUGAGAGACAACGGCUUUACCCAGCAGGGAUAUCAUAAGUACCGCCGAAGAUGCCUUAAUGAGAGGAAACGGUUGGGGGUCGGCCAGUCUCAGGAGAUGAACUCCCUGUUCAGGUUUUGGUCCUUCUUUCUCAGGGACAACUUCAACAGAAAGAUGUAUGAGGAGUUCAAACUGUUUGCACUUGAAGACGCCAAAGAAAAUUACAGGUAUGGGUUGGAAUGCCUCUUCAGAUACUACAGCUAUGGUUUGGAGAAGAGAUUCAGGUUAGAUCUCUUCAAAGACUUUCAAGAGGAGACCCUGAAGGACUUUGAGAAAGGUCAGCUGUAUGGACUGGAAAAGUUCUGGGCCUUCCUGAAGUAUUCAAAGAUAAAGAACCAGCCCAUUGACCCAAAGCUGCAGGAGCACCUCUCAAAGUUCAAGAACCUGGAGGACUUCAGGGUGGUGCCUCCGAUGGGAGAAGAGGGAGGCAGGAGGAGACAUCCCUCGUCCUCGGCCGGGGAUGAAGGAAGGCGCCGAAGACAUCCUUCCAACUCUACCUCAAAGCAUCCGCAGGCCUCUAAAUCCUCUCAGCCUGCUGCCUCCGCACAGAGUUCGGCCAAAGACAGCACCCAGAAAGCAGCAGCAGCGGCUCCGUCUCACCACGGCAAAAAGCCCGACAGCAGAGCCGUGAAGAAAGACGGAGUUUCGCCUAACAAAUGAAGCUCUCUCCUCCCGGCGAGAGCGUCGACAUUCAAGGCUUGUGGAGAGACGCGGCGGCGGCUGCUCUCAGGUUACUGCUCGCUCUUCUCAGAGGCAAACCCUUUGGGUAUUCAGAGGUCGAGCAUGGUUGACUUAAUUUGAUUGUUUUCAUCAGUGCAUUUCAGUUUUAAAGGAAGCAAAUGUAGACAGUAAGCUUGAAUAUGUUUGCCCGACAGCUCAUAACGUUUACAAAACAAACAAAAAAAAAAAAAUGCAUUCCCCGCAUUUUGCCUUUUUUCUCUCAGAUGCCAAACUCCUCGAGUACAUUGAUCGCUGUGAACGGCUCAGAUCUUCAAAGAGCUGUUGGACUGUGAUUGUAGUUUGCCAAGAUAAGAGAUACCGCAGAUAGUCUCGUGUGCCUUAAUCUUAUCCAUCAUGAUGUCAAGAGUGUUCAAUUUAUUUAUGGUCUUCCUCGUUGUUUGGGGUCGGAUGGAGCCUAAAAGUGACGCCGCUUGCAGGGAGGGUCGUCAAAUGAAUCGAUACGUCAAUAUAACCCAUACAAAAUUAUUCAGAGAUACUCAUCAGCAACCAAAUCCAUACAAACUGAUCUAUUCUCAUUUGGCCAGAUUGUUGCAUAUUUGCAUGUCGGAAGUUUUAAACCCCUCUAAACACGUCGAGUACAGCAAUUAGAAGACAUAAGCAACAAAUACAAAAAAGUGGUACCUUUCCCUAUGAGGCAGACAGCCAGGAAAGGAAAACAAAUGCCAAGCGAUGCUACAUGAAAUAUCUAAACUACGAGCCAACCCUAUGACACGGGUCUUUAAAAAGCUGCCUAAAAAGGUCAGCUAAUUCAUAUCACUGCUGUGGUAUAAAUUAAUGCAGGAAAAUGUUAAUCAGCUGACAGUUUGUGUGGCUGAUUAAAUAAACUAUUGUCCUUUUUAGUUGUAAAUGCGUUGAAGGCUCAUGUUAUGAUGGAGCCGGACUCAAGCUGACAACAGAAAACCGUAGGAGCCCGCAGCAACCUAAAGAAAACAGAACUUAAACCACAAAGGCAAAUUGUACGGAGCUGCUGCUAAACACAUUUGCAUGAACCAGAUCCGUGUUUACGUUGCAAGAAAUAUGCUCUGUACGCGGCAGAUCCAUGUUUGCUUUGAAACACAAUUCAUUUUAGUGUAGACGGGUCCUCCGUUUGUCCCUCAGUUGUAACAUUUAAUUGUAUCGUCAGCAAAUCGACAGUCAAAUGGAAGCACGCGGUAACACACUAAAGAUUAUUAUGAUCAAAUAAAAGUAUUACAUGACUGAAUUAAAAAGUUACACACUUCCAUAAAGGAUCUUAACACCUUUACUAUUCGUGUUAUCUUAGCUACUGGUUUGCUAAACAGGGAAGUGACACAUGAUAUAUUUCUCUAAACAAGGGCUGAAUUUCCCCCGACUAAUUGGUCUUGCCUGAAUUAAGUGAACAUUUUGUCUUAUUGUAAUUAUAUCUGUUGCUCUUAACCACGAAGAGGCUUGGACCUGGACAAACAAUGUUGCCGCAGUAUCUGAGAUGGUGUCGGGUAUCGUUUUUAGUAAUUUGUACGGAGCUUGAAACGAAACGUCGGCGUCGGGACGACCCUGCUUGCAGGCUGCACACACCCAACGUCUGCCGUCUUCACGGCGACGAUCGGGUCGACGGGUGCGGCCGCGAAUUUGUGAAGGACUGACCCUGAGGCUGCCCCGCUCUAACAGAUGUUCCUCCGCCCGACCGCAGCAUAUCACAGCGAAAACUAAAAUGUGCCGUUUUAAAUUAAGACGCUGCAGAAAUCAUCCCUUUUUAUUUUCCCCGGGAAGCUUCAAGUCCCAUUUUACACCCAGAGAUGGCUUAAUUUAUUGUUUUAUUGGUUUUUAUUCUUCCAUUGACUUGAUUGAUAUAAUAGUCUUAGGUGAUCAUUGCAGUUUUUAUUAGCCUGCGCAUUGAAUAUGAUACAAAAACAAAUGUGUCUGCUGGAAGUAUGGUGUCAUAAAACUACAGUAUAUUUUAGCUUAAGGUUUACUUCCUUAUGUUUGAGGCUUGGUGCUCUAGAGCACUUUAAAUGUUAACUUUCUUUUACUUCAUUGGACAAAAAAAAGGUUCGAGUUGAAUUAUAACAAAAAAAUG